Letharia columbiana is the source of this 552-nucleotide messenger RNA. RefSeq lists its product as uncharacterized. The transcript has a single exon. NCBI's taxonomy places the organism in Eukaryota, Fungi, Ascomycota, Lecanoromycetes, Lecanorales, Parmeliaceae. The record is from RefSeq and is a predicted model, not a curated record. Bases 1 to 552 code for a protein of 183 amino acids.
AUGGCUUCUGGCCUUGCACGACCACGAUCUAGCACAUCUGGCUCAACUGCGAGCAGCCGUCCCCAAUCAAUCUGUCCACGACCGCUCUCCCGCGCUUCAACGACAAGCAUUCCUAAAACCUGCGCACAACCUGCGCAGCAACAUCAGCAUCUGCCUGAAUCUUCUCAAGCACCUCAAGCUCAUUCAGCCCAUAGUAUACUGUUACAAGAUUCUGCUGAAGACGCGGUCACACGUUCUGAGCAGCAAUUGACCAACCCAGACCUAAACCAGCAAUAUGCGAUCGAUCCGUCGCUGCAAGACCCUGCUGCUCGACCGCAGGCAAUGGGUGUAGAAGAUUCGUAUAAUGGAAACAGUGAUGCAAUGAGACAAUUGAUGAACCACAAUCGUUCGUUGGAUAGUCAUGGGCAACAAUUUGUCAUGACAUUCACCAAUGAGCAAACCCAAAAUGAUGCAGGAGCUGGAGAAACGAGGAAAAGAAAGGCUCGGCCUCGAGCAUUUCUAAUGACAACGAGCUCCGAAAGCUUUUCGCCGCAAACAAAGAUCGUGAUUUGA